This is a messenger RNA of Trifolium pratense (red clover), 825 nucleotides long. RefSeq names its product probable nucleoside diphosphate kinase 5. NCBI's taxonomy places the organism in Eukaryota, Viridiplantae, Streptophyta, Magnoliopsida, Fabales, Fabaceae. Gene Ontology annotation, biological process: CTP biosynthetic process; GTP biosynthetic process; UTP biosynthetic process. The transcript is spliced from 6 exons. Gene Ontology annotation, molecular function: nucleoside diphosphate kinase activity. The record is from RefSeq and is a predicted model, not a curated record. Bases 137 to 679 code for a protein of 180 amino acids.
UAUCAAAAUCUUACUAUUUUAAGUAACUUCAAAUUCUGACUCAUUUUUUCCAUGUUCUUUGGACUUUCCGGUCGGUGCAAGUCUUUGUCAGUCUUAACCACUCCUUCAUUUCACACGUGCGAGUUUGGUUCAUCAAAUGAAACCCCCUUUUGUUGGAUUCAUCAGAAUACUUGGCUUUCUUGUUUUUGUCUCAGCUUUCUGUUGCAGUUCUUCUACCGAUGGAUGUACGAAAAUGCAGAAAACGUUAGCGAUCAUAAAGCCAGAUGGAUUGCUUGGUAACUACACAGAUGAUAUCAAGAGAACAAUUUUAGAAUAUGGUUUCAACAUUGUCAAGGAAAAGAUUGUUCAACUUGAUGACGCCACUGUUAAAAGAUUUUAUGCAGAGCACUCUUCAAAAAGCUUCUUUUCCAACCUUGUUAAAUACAUGACAAGUGGACCAGUGUUAAUCAUGAUUUUGGAAAAGAAUAAUGCUAUAGCUGAUUGGCGUGCUUUAAUGGGACCUACCGAUGCAAGCAACGCUAAGAUUACUCAUCCUCACAGCAUUAGAGCAAAAUGUGGAUUGGAUACUGAAAAAAACUGUGUUCAUGGUUCGGACUCUCCAAAAUCUGCACAACGAGAGAUACUAUUUUUCUUCGAAGAGCUCUCUGCAGAUGUAAUUACAGAACAUGAUGAAUUGUAGCUGGUGAAAGUUUGAAGCAGAAACACAACCUUUAUUUAUCAUAUAAUUAAUCUUAUACUUUCAGUUGAGAAUGUGAUUAUAGCAAGAACAAUGAAAUAUUAAUGAUAAGAACAUAAUUUAUGAAAUUUUGAUCCUAGAUUUUUGUA